This is a messenger RNA of Penicillium pulvis, 555 nucleotides long. Its product is annotated as U2 snRNP complex subunit MSL1. The coding region runs from base 1 to 555 and encodes 184 amino acids. Gene Ontology annotation, biological process: mRNA splicing, via spliceosome. The transcript is spliced from 3 exons. Lineage: Eukaryota; Fungi; Ascomycota; Eurotiomycetes; Eurotiales; Aspergillaceae. The record is from RefSeq and is a predicted model, not a curated record. Gene Ontology annotation, cellular component: U12-type spliceosomal complex. Gene Ontology annotation, molecular function: pre-mRNA intronic binding; U12 snRNA binding.
AUGGCUUCGAAGUCGGUUCCUCGAGGUCUGGACGCUAAGGCAGUUGGACCUCCCAAUCAAACACUCUACUGCACAAACUUACCAGACAAGCUCCGCAAAUACGAUUUGCGAUUGUCACUCUACACUCUGUUCUCCACCUACGGUACCAUCCUCGAUGUCGUAGCCAUGAAGACCAGCAAAAUGCGUGGUCAGGCCCAUAUUGUGUUUAAGGAUGUCCAAGCCAGCACGCAGGCGAUGCGCGCUCUUCAGGGGUUCGAAUUUUUUGGCAAGGAGAUGAAAAUUGUUUAUGGCAAGGGAACUUCGCACGUUAUUGGCCGACUCCGUGGUACAUACGUUGCGCCCGCCACAGGAGCCGGACCUAGCGGAGUUUCGACUGACCUUCAGAAAUCCAUCUUCAGUGGCCCACCGGGCGCAGUCCCUGCACGACCGACCGAAGUCAAUGGAGAGUCGCACGGAACCAAGCGAGCUCGGGAGGAGGAAAGUGAUGAAGAAGAAGCUCCAAUGGAGGACGACAGUGAUGUUCCCAUGGAAGCCUCAUCUGAUGAAGAGGAUUAA